CGAAAAAAAACCAAAGGAAAGAAAGUGAGAUAAUGUGGGAAAAGGACCAGAGUUCCUUAAGUAUGUACUAGAUAACCUAUCUAGUCCUACCGCUGUUAGCAGUGUUAAGUUAAACGCCAAGUUUUGUUGAAACUUACAUACCUUCGUAACCCAAGGACCAAAUAGAAAAGUGAAGGAGGUAGACUGAUUGUUCAGUUUUCAUUCAUUUUAAUGUUUCCAAUUAUACUUGGAAUCAAGUCUGGAUUUUAGUGAUCAGUCUUACUUCAUUCUACCAAUUGUUGAAAAGAAGUACCUGGAAUAGUGUUCAGUAACCAGAAUGCUGCAUUCCUAAUUUUUAAGAUUUACUUGACUACAUCACAUAUGGGUGUAUUCCAACAGAACAAAAAUGGUGCCAAAGAAGAGCCACAAGAACAAGUGGUAUGUGACAAGCCCAAAUUGUGCAGUAUCACUUCAAACUUUAUUUUCCAGUUCCAUUUGUUUGGUACCAGUUAACUUCAAACAUUAGUGGACUUUUUAUUGUUUGCUUCUCGCAUUUUCUUAGAGGAAUCUAAAAGGUGCAGUUUUGUUUCUAUUCUUACUGUGCCAGUAAAUAGAUGCCUUAAACCUUUUAGUCACACUCUAGUGUACAAAAAUGAUAUUUAUAGUCACUUUGUGUGGCCUUAUUUUAACUGCAAUAAUACUUUUUAACCGAGCCAAAAAAACUGUGCUAAACCCAAAGAACUUGCAAUUUGAAAAACUUCAGCGUAGUUAUCUGACUGUAUAUUGUUUAGCGACUUUCUCAGAUUGGCUACAAGGACCGUAUGUUUACAAGCUGUACAGUGACUAUGGAUAUGAAGAAGAGGAGAUUGCAGUGCUGUAUAUCGCAGGCUUUGCUUCUAGUUCUCUUUUUGGAACUUUUGUUGGUCACGUGGCUGACAAAUAUGGCAGAAAAAUGUUGUGCAUUUCAUUUGGAUUUUUUUACUCGCUGUGCUGUUUGACCAAGAUAUCAUCUGAAUUUUAUGUACUUCUGUUUGGUCGUGUAUUUAGGAGGAAUUUCAACCUCAAUACUCUUCUCCACAUUCGAGGCUUGGUACAUCAAUGAGCAUGUCAACCAUCUCGGUCUGAAUUCGGAUUGGCUGAACAAUACACUCAGCAAGGCCGGUUUCUACACAGGAUUCUUAGCAAUUUUAGCUGGAAUUAUCUCACAGAUCUUUGCUGAAACCUUCAAUUUCGGUCCCCAGUCUCCAUUUAUACUUGCAAUCCCAUUUUUGCUGACUUCAAGCUAUCUCAUCUACAAAACCUGGACGGAGCAUUCCCACCCCCACUUAUCUACCCAUCACAGAUUCAUCGCUCCACUUUAUCUAAUAUUUUUUCAGGAUCCUAUGUUAUUGAUCUUGGGUCUUAUUCAAUCCCUAUUUGAAGCAGUUAUGUACACUUUUAUAUUUUCUUGGACACCUAUUAUUUCCGAGUUGAACCCUCCUCUGGGGAUAGUGUUUGCCAGCUUCAUGCUAGCGUUCAUGAUAGGCUCCAAUAUAUACAGCUUGCUAUUGUCUGACCGUCUACGUCCUCAACUGAUUCUUGUUCUGACGUCUGGCCUCUCAUUCUUCUCUCUUGGAACUGUAGCAGUAGUGAUCUCUUACAUUCUGUACACCAAUGAAUUCACCACUUUGCUCACUAAGGUCUGCUUUAUAUGCUUCAUACUGUAUGAAAUCAGUGUUGGAUUAUAUAUUCCCGUCAUUGGGUACCUGAAAGGAUUAGUCGUACCGGAGGAAUACAGAGCUAGCAUUUCCAACUGGUUCCGUGUGCCAAUGAAUAUUUUUACAUGCAUAAGCUUAACUUUAAAUCAAGUAAGUGAGUUGGAUGUGAAAGCAUUUUCACCUUCUGUUAUAGUUUUCAAAAAGUUUCAGUUCAUAUAUUUACUUUGCUCUAUAUUUUUAUUAUUAACCACUGUAGCUAGUGUUAUCUUCAAACAAAGAUACACUAGAAGAUAUUCUAUGGAAGAAUCUUAUAAAGUACCCAUAGGUAUCGUAGAAGAUGAUGACUCUCUAAAAGAAAAGUCUAUUUCAUCUUGAUACUGCUAAAACAUUUUGCUGAUUAUUUGUAGACUGAAACUAUUUCUAGUUCUUAUUAUUGUGAUAAUUCAAAGACUAUGUUGUUAUUACAAAGUUUAUAUUUGUUAAUUUUCAUAGCCUAAGAUUAAGGUAUAACAUGUAAGUUUUAUAAAAAUAAAUAUGUUAUAAAAUUCUAACUAAGUCAUUCUUGGCAUAAACUCAACCAUGACUGUGAUUAUACGAGUGAUCUGUAAUUCAAUAGAAAUGUUUGUACACUUGAAUAUUGUUAUAGUCUGUUAUUUUAAAUGAAAUUAAUUUUUACUAUAGCAGUAUUAUUUCUUACUUAGUAUGUAUGUUGUAUAUGUAACUUAGAACUUGCAGUUUUUUAGAAUUUGAAGUUUUAUUCGAACAAAUGCUGAAUAAAGAGGUUGUUCCCACAAAA
Messenger RNA from Homalodisca vitripennis (glassy-winged sharpshooter), 2472 nucleotides. Its product is annotated as molybdate-anion transporter-like. The record is from RefSeq and is a predicted model, not a curated record. Bases 999 to 2051 code for a protein of 350 amino acids. NCBI's taxonomy places the organism in Eukaryota, Metazoa, Arthropoda, Insecta, Hemiptera, Cicadellidae. The transcript is spliced from 3 exons. Gene Ontology annotation, molecular function: molybdate ion transmembrane transporter activity. Gene Ontology annotation, cellular component: membrane. Gene Ontology annotation, biological process: molybdate ion transport.